ACGAGCAACAGUUACCGUGGCGAUGUCCUCCUCCUGAAUCAGUAGGGCAAGUGUCCAGGUAUUAAAUCUGGACCGUACCGGGUAAAUACAAAACUACGACCUUUCGAGGGAGGGGAGAAGAGGGACGAGGGACGAGCUGGCGAGGGCAGUUCAGGUCUUGCCCGAAAAUGCAUGUCCUCAAAGACAACAAAGACGUGGCCUGUUUCUACACCACCAAGCACUCCUGGAGAGGAAAGUAUAAGAGAGUAUUCUCAGUGGGUACCCAUGCCAUUACCACCUACAAUCCCACUACUUUAGAAGUAACAAACCAGUGGCCUUAUGCAGACAUCAACAGGAUAGCCCCUGUGGGAAAGGGUCAGGGGUCAGAGUUCAGCAUCACUUUCCGCAAAGGCACGGGCAAGAGGUCCGAGACGCUGAAAUUCUCCACUGAGCAGCGGACUGAGCUGCUCACAGAGGCACUGCACUAUCAUACAAACUUCUCUGAUGGGAAGAAAAUUGGCAAGCGCUAUAACUGCUUUAAGCACCACUGGAGCGACUCACGGCGGCUGGUGGUGCUGGAGGUCUGCCCCUGGGGCAUCGACCAGAUCGACCCCCACACGGGCCGCCUGCUGACCUGCUACGAGUACCGCUCCAUCGAGGGCUUCGUCCUGCUCUCUGACUGCCAGGGGGGCUUCUGCAUCCUGCAUGCCGGCUUCAGCCGCCUGCACCUGUUUGCCUCGGAGAACAGGGACGAGAUAAUCUCUGGCGCCAUAGAGCAUGCUGGGAGCUGGGUGGGCGUCUCCCUGCGGCAGCGUCAGGAGACGCUGGACCUGGAGCGCUGCGCCCUGCUGCGGCUGGGGAAGUACAGCUCUGACGACUGCAUCACCUCGCUCGCCGAGUUCACCGUGCACAAGACCUCCCCCCGCCACGCGGAGCCAGUGAAGAGGAUUCUGGGGCUGACGGAGGCCUGCCUGGUAGAGAGGGACCCGGCCUCCUACAACAUUGUCACCCUAAAACCAUUUGGGGAGGUGUUUGCCCUUAUCUGUGAUGCAGAGAACCCCCAGCUGUUCACCAUUGAGUUUAUCAAGGGCCAGAUCAGACAGUAUUCAUCCACAGAAAGGGACGCUCUGAUGGCCAGCCUGCUGGAUGGGGCUCGGGCCUCAGGGAACCGGGACGUGUGUGUGAAGAUGACCCCCACCCUGCGGGGCCAGCGCUGGGGCCUCCUCAGCGUGCCUGUGGAGGAGGAGGUGGAGAGCCUGCACCUCAAGUUCCUCACUGCCCCCCCCAAUGGCAGUUUCGGGGACGCCGUGUUCAGGUUCAACGCUAACAUCUCCUACAGUGGUGUCCUACAUGCAGUCACGCAAGACGGCCUGUUCUCAGAGAACAAGGAGAAGCUGAUCAACAACGCCAUCCUGGCCCUGCUGUACCAGGAGCCAGAGCUGCCGGGGCCCAACUCUGAGCUCGAGGGCCACUUCCAGGCCAUGCGGCGGCUGGUGGCCUCCAAGGCCGGCUUCCAGGCCUUCACCCAGCAGGCCAAGUUCCGGGAGAAGCUGGGGAUGAAGACGGUGAGGGCGCUGAAGAGGAAGAACGACGGGGUGACCCACGCCGCCGUCGACAUGCUCUGUGCGCUCAUGUGUCCAAUGCAUGACGACUACGACCUCCGUCAGGAGCAGCUGAACAAGGCCUCCCUGCUCUCCUCCAAUAAAUUCCUGGAGAACCUUCUAGAAAGGUUAAUCAGCAAUGUGGAGCAGGGUGCGGGCGCGCUGGUCAUCAGCUCCAUGCUGGACUUCCUGACCUUCGCGCUGUGCGCCCCCUACAGCGAGACGACGGAAGGGCAGCAGUUCGACACGCUGCUGGAGAUGGUGGCCGAGGACGGCCGAGCCCUCUUCAAGCUCUUCCAGCACCCCUCCCUCGCCAUUGUGAAGGGAGCUGGACUGGUCAUGAAGGCCAUUAUUGAGGAGGGGGAUGAGGAGAUGUCCAGUAAGAUGCAGGAGCUGGCUCUGAGUGAGGGGGCUCUCCCCAGACACCUGCACACCUCCAUGUUCACCGUCAGCUCUGACCAGAGGAUGCUCACCAACAGACAGCUGAGUCGCCAUCUGGUGGCGCUGUGGACCGCAGAGAACCCCACCGCCAUGAACCUGAUGAAGAGGAUCCUGCCUAACGGUCUGCUGGCGUACCUGGACAGCACUGACCCCGUCCCAGAGAAGCAGAGAGGCACGAUGAACAUCCGGGACAACGUUAAACUCGCCACAGACCGGGGCGGGUGCGUCAACGCGCCGGAGUGGCAGCGGCUUGCCGGCCGGGCCGCCAAGGAGGUGGAGAGGUUCGCCAAGGAGAAGAUGGACUUGGUGCUGAUGCACUGGCGGGACCGGAUGGGCAUCGCUCAGAAGGAGAAUCCAAACCAGAAACCGGUGGUGUUGCGGAAGAGGAGGCAGAGGAUCAAGAUCGAGGCGAACUGGGAGCUCUUCUACUACAGGUUCCAGCAGGAUCACGCCCGCUCCGACCUCAUCUGGAACCUGAAGACGCGGGAGGAGCUCCGGGAGGCCCUGGACGGGGAGAUCCGGGCCUUCAGCGUGGACCGGGAGCUGGGCAGCACCAGCGUCAUCGCCUGGAACCACCAGGAGUUUGAGGUGAAGUACGAGUGCUUGGCGGACGAGAUUAAGAUCGGAGAUUACUAUCUGCGUCUGCUGCUGGAGGAGGACGAAAGCGAGGAGUCGGGGGCCAUCAAGAGAUCGUAUGAGUUCUUCACGCAGCUGUAUCACCGCUUCCUGCUGGCGCCCAAAGUGUCCAUGAAGUGCCAGUGUCUGCAGGCCCUGGCCGUCGUGUACGGCCGCUGCCACCAGGAGAUCGGGCCCUUCUCCGACACCAAGUACAUCCUGGGCAUGCUGGACCGGUGCACCGAUAGGUUGGAGAGAGACAGACUCAUCUUCUUCCUCAAUAAGCUGAUCCUCAACAAGAGGAACGUUGUGGACCUGAUAGACUCUAAUGGCAUCCGCAUCCUGGUGGAUCUCCUGGCUCUAGCACACCUGCACACCAGCCGAGCCACAGUCCCGCUGCAGAGUAAUGUGCUGGAAGCAGCACCAGACAUGAAGAGGGAGAGUGAGAAGGAGUGGUACUUUGGCAACGUGGAAAAGGAGCGGAGGGGCCCCUUCAGCUUUGAGGAGAUGCAGGAGCUGUGGAGCAGCGAGGAGCUGAAUGCUAAGACCCGCUGCUGGGCCCAGGGCAUGGAUGGGUGGCGCCCCCUACAGACCAUCCCGCAGCUAAAGUGGUGUCUGCUGGCCAGCGGGCAGGCGGUGAUGAACGAGACGGAUCUAGCAACCCUCGUCCUGAACAUGCUGAUCACCAUGUGCUCCUACUUCCCUAGCAGGGACGAGGACAACGCCAUCAUCCGGCCCCUCCCCCGAGUGAAGAGGAUGAUCAGUGACAAUGCCUGCCUGCCCCACAUCGUGCAGCUGUUGCUGACCUUUGACCCCAUCCUGGUGGAGAAGGUGGCCAACGUGCUGUACCUGGUGAUGCAGGACAACCCCAACCUGCCACGCCUCUACCUCAGCGGGGUCUUCUUCUUCAUCAUGAUGUACACCGGCUCCAACGUGCUGCCGGUGGCCCGGUUCCUGAAGUACACACACCUGAAACAAGCCUUCAAAUCUGAAGAGGCCCGUGGUCAGGACGUGGUCCAGAGGAGCGUCCUCAGCUCCAUGCUGCCCGAGGCCAUGGUCUGCUACCUGGAGAACUACGAGGCCGAGCGCUUCUCCGAGAUCUUCCUGGGGGAGUUUGACACGCCCGAGGCCAUCUGGAGCAGCGAGAUGAGACGGAUGAUGAUCGAGAAGAUCGCGGCGCACCUGGCGGACUUCUCCCCUCGGCUACAGAGCAACACGCGCUCACUCUACCAGUACUGCCCCAUCCCUGUGAUUGGCUACCCCCAGCUGGACAGCGAGCUCUUCUGCAACAUCUACUACCUCAGACACCUGUGUGACGCCACCCACUUCCCCGACUGGCCCAUCAGAGAUCCCGUGAAGCUGCUGAAGGACACCCUGGAGGGCUGGAAGAAGGAGGUGGAGAAGAAGCCUCCCUCCAUGUCUGUGGACGAGGCCUACGAGGUCCUGAGCCUCCCCCAGGGACAGGGCCCACUGGAGGAGAGCAUGAUCAGAAAGGCCUACUUUCGCCUGGCACAGAAAUACCACCCGGACAAGAAUCCGGACGGCAGGGACAUGUUUGAGAAGGUGAACAAGGCCUACGAGUUCCUGUGCACCAAGUCGGCCCGUGUCGUGGACGGACCCGACCCGGAGAACAUCAUCCUCAUCCUCAAAACCCAGAGCAUCCUCUUCAACCGGCACCAGGAAGUGUUUGAGCCCUACAAAUACGCUGGCUACCCCAUGCUCAUCAAGACCAUCACUAUGGAGACCAACGAUGAGCAGCUCUUUUCCAAGACCUCUCCCCUCCUGCCCAGCGCCACCGAGCUGGCCUUCCACACCGUCAACUGCUCCGCCCUCAACGCCGAGGAGCUGAGGAGGGAGAGUGGCAUCGAGGUGCUCCUGGAGGCCCUGUCUCGGUGUGUGACUGUGCUAACUGCAUCCAGCAAGCAAGAGGACAUGGCAGUGCAGGUGUGUGGGCACAUCUUUAAGUGUUACAGUGUGGCCGCGCAGUUCCAGGAGUGCCGGGAGAAAAUCACCGAACUUCCGAACAUCGUGCGGGACCUGUGCCGUGUGCUGUAUUAUGGGAAGGUAAUUCCCCGGGUGGCCUCCCUGGCGGUGCAGUGUGUCUCCUCUUUCGCCUCAGACUCCCUGCUGCAGCUGCAGAUGUACCGGGCCGGGGUGCUCUGGCACCUGCUGGUCUACCUGUUCAACUACGACUACACCCUGGAGGAGAGCGGCAUCCAGAAGAGCCAGGACACCAACCAGCAGGAGGUGUGUAACAGCCUGGCCAAGCUGUGCCUGGUGUCUCUGAGCUGCCUGGGCGGGUACGGGACAGGGCCGGAGGGCGGGGGAGGGGCCCUCCCAGAGAACACCAUCAUCAGGAAGAGCCUGGCUGCCAUGCUGACCCCCUACAUCUCCCGCAAACUGGGCUCCAGCUCCCCCGCUGAGGUGCUGAAGCUGCUGAACAGUAACAGUGAGAGCCCCAACCUCAUCUGGACCAACGGCACACGGGCCGAGCUGCUCGAGUUCCUGGAGCACCAGCAGGAGCGCAUCAUCAAGAGGGGAGAAUUUGAGGAGAACCUGGCGACGGAGUUUGUGUUCAGCGACCACAGCAAGGAGCUGAUCGUGGGCGAGAUCUUCGUCCGGGUCUAUAACGAGCAGCCCACCUUCGCCCUGGAGUUCCCUAAAGUGUUUGCGGCCAGCCUGCUGGACUACGUGGGCUCCCAGGCGCAGUACCUGCACACCCUGCUGGCCAUGACCCAGGCCAGCCGGCUGGAGUCCCAGCAGCACGUCCAGAGGCUGCAGUGGGCCGAGAUGGCCCUGGAGGCGCUGCGCAACGUCAUCAGGAACAACCCGGGGUCUGAAUCGGAGUGCAUUGGCCAUUUUAAGCUCCUCUUCUCCCUGCUGCGUGUCCAUGGGGCGGGCAAGGUCCAGCAGCUGGCUCUGGAGGUGGUGAACACUGUCACGACAAACCAGGAGUGUGUGAACAGCAUCUCUGAUGCCCUGGUGCUGUCUAACCUCCUGGUCCUGCUGCAGUCCCUGCCCUCCAGCAGACAGUUAGUCCUGGAGACCCUGUAUGCCUUGAGUUCCAACACCAAGAUCAUCAAGGAAGCUAUGGCUAAAGGUGCUCUGAUCUACCUACUGGACCUCUUCUGUAACUCCACCCACCCCCAGGUGCGCUCCCAGACCGCCGAGCUCUUCAGCAAGAUGAUCUCAGACAAGCUGGUGGGACCCAGGGUGCGCCUGACUCUGAUGCACUUCCUGCCGGCUGUGUUCAUGGAAGCCAUGAGGGACAACGCGGAGGCGGCCGUGCAGAUCUUCGAGGGGACGCACGAGAACCCAGAGCUCAUCUGGAACGACAGCUCCCGGGAGACCGUCUCCACCGCGGCUCACGAGAUGAUGCUGGAGCACUUCAAACAGCAAAGGGACAACCCGGACGUUAACUGGAAGCUGCCGGAGGACUUCUCAGUAGAACACGGUGCGGGGCAGGAGGAGCUGGCGGUGGGGGGAGUCUUCCUCAGGAUCUUCAUCGCCCAGCCGGCCUGGGUGCUGAGGAAACCCCGGGAGUUCCUGGUGUCUCUGCUGGAGACGCUGACUGAGCUACUGGAGAAAAACAACCCCAAUGGGGAGGCCUUGGAGAUGGUCACCACGGCGGCCGUGUGUCUCUUCAGCACUCAGACGCAGCUGGCUGACCAGGUGCCCCCCCUGGGUCACAUGCCCCGCGUGCUGGGGGCCCUGGGGCACAAGAACAACGCCGUGCCCAAGAGCUGCAUCCGCCUCAUCCACGCGCUGUCCGAAAACCAGCUGUGCGUGUCCUCCAUGGCGUCUCUGGAGACGAUCGGGCCUCUGAUGAGUGGGAUGAAGGUGCGGGCGGACAUGGUGGGGCUGGCCUGUGAGGCUCUCAACCACAUGUUUCACCGAGAACAGACUCACCUGGUGGCUCAGGCUCUGAGGGUGGGCCUGGUUCCGUAUCUGCUGCAGCUGUUGGACGGCGUGGGCCUGGAGAACCUGGAGAACCCGUCUGCCACCAAAGCCCAGAUCGUCAAGGCGCUAAAGUCCAUGACCCGCAGCCUGCAGUACGGAGAGGAGGUGAAUGAACUCCUGUCACGGUCCACGGUGUGGAAAGCUUUCAAAGACCAGAAACAUGACCUGUUCAUCUAUGAGUCUCAGGCAGCUGGGUAUCUGACAGGUCCCGGAGUGGCAGGCUAUCUCACAGCUGGGACCGGCUCCACGGUGCUGUCCAGCGUCCCGCCCCCCGUGGACUCUGAGAACGCAGAUUUGGGCUGACGGGUCCGCCCCACGGACGGGAGGACAGACAGACAGACAGACAGACAGCCCCUCUGAGGUGGGCUGCAGUGCUCACACCACGCAUGGCACACGGAGGAAGGGGCAGUUUGCAGUUUUCGGGAGGCUGAGACCAGUGGACCGCUACCACCAAGAAUGCCUCAUUCCUCCCAACCAGCACCAGCUUUUUAUAACACCGAUUUUUCUGAUUGAAGAUACUUUUUUUGGGCUCUUUUUUUCUUUGAAUCAAGAAGAUUGUCUGUGACUCCAUUUUAUGUACAUUUGUGUGAACCCCUUCCUCAGCCUUAAAGUAAAGCCCCUGUCUGGUUGAGAGCUCACGCCUGCACAAGAGUCUGCAGGUUUUCACUUUCCAAACUUAAAAUCUGACAGGAGAAAAUAUAAAUAUUUUUUCUACACAAGAGCCUAAAACGUGGACAGAAUAGAGGCAUCUGUUCCUGUCCCUGAUGAUCAAGACCUGGAAGCCCCUUUCUGGUGUUAAUGUGUCUACUCCUCUCCUACAUCCUUCUUUAACAUUCUUUUCUCUCUCAGGCGUGCAGAAAGCACGAGAAUAAUUAUGCUGAUUUUUAAAACUACUUUACCAUCUCCAAAGGCAUUUUGUAUAAAAUAAUGAAUGGUAAUUUGUACUUGUAUAAGUAAGAAACAAUAGCGCUCUAAUUGAAAACAUAUUUCUACAAUACGUGGACAAUUUAUGCAUAUAUUCAGUUUAUAUUGAGAAGAUUAAGUAAAUUUGUAACACAUAUUAAGUAAAUUUGUACAUAGUUUAAAAAAUAA
Molecule: messenger RNA, 7688 nt
Organism: Conger conger (European conger)
Lineage: Eukaryota; Metazoa; Chordata; Actinopteri; Anguilliformes; Congridae
Product: dnaJ homolog subfamily C member 13-like
Exons: 56
Coding region: 168-6899 (2243 amino acids)
Biological process (GO): receptor-mediated endocytosis; endosome organization; regulation of early endosome to late endosome transport
Cellular component (GO): endosome membrane
Source: RefSeq, a predicted model, not a curated record